Columba livia (rock pigeon) is the source of this 5539-nucleotide messenger RNA. RefSeq names its product UDP-GlcNAc:betaGal beta-1,3-N-acetylglucosaminyltransferase 5 (gene B3GNT5). The record is from RefSeq and is a predicted model, not a curated record. The transcript is spliced from 2 exons. The coding region runs from base 1332 to 2456 and encodes 374 amino acids. Gene Ontology annotation, cellular component: Golgi membrane. NCBI's taxonomy places the organism in Eukaryota, Metazoa, Chordata, Aves, Columbiformes, Columbidae.
UUAGAGUCUCUCUAGAGAUGGGAGACUGGCUUUACUCCAGUAGAAGCAACUAACUUUAAGUUCAAGGCAAUGAUUUUUUAAAAAGCCUGUAAUUCUAUUCUCGGUACGUGCUGCUUCCUUGUGCUGCAGCAUCCUCAGCUAGUGACUGCUGAGGGUCUCCUGGCAGUAGUGUUGAAACUAUUAGUGCAGCUGUUGAAAGCUGUUUUGCAUAGCAGAGUCGUAUUCUCACAUCUCGUCCCAAUCCUUGCAUUUCUCCCAGCAGUUGAAAAGUGAGAAAGAUGGGGCUAGCAAAAGGAUAGGUUUGUUUUAAAGAUGGGAAAAUAGUUGUCCUCUAAGAGAGGAUAAAUGCCAGCUUUUUUUUUGUUUGUUUUUCCCCUUGUUGAGCAGGGCAGGAGAUAUUAAAUCACUGUUGAUAACAACAGCCAUGGAAUAUUCUAGCUAUAUCAUAGAAGGCUGGAUUGUCACAUAGAGCUGGGUGUUUCUUUGGUACAUGAGAGUAACUGGUUGUUCUGCACAGCACUAGUUUUAUAAAAGCCCACCAUCUGUUGUAUACAGAAAUGCAUUAUCUUGGUGAAAAUGUUUUUCACUAGUAAGGUUUUGAGGGUGGUUUUUUUCUGCUUAGAAGCGUAAUAGCUGCUUACUAAUUCUCUUCCAUUGAGUGAAUGAAAACUGCAUCACUUUCUGCUUCCUGUAACAUCCUAAAUUAUCGAAAGCCAAACUGGUUGCUCAUGCUGCCCAAAGCAGUAGUUGGGACAGUCUCUCUGACAUCUGGCUAAACCGGAGUAGUGAGUACCAACACUAGGAGUGAUACUUCACCUGCAGAUUAGGGAGAAGCAUGUGGAAAACCCUGCAAGUCAUCACUUACCAUUUGAGAUGCCAGUGGCUCAUGUGUUUAGUGUUAUUCUGCACCUACAGUGUUAUGGAAUCUAAGAUGUACCAAACGUUGCCUCAUCUCCCAUGGUUAUCAGUCUGUGUCUGAAGGAUUCUCUAGGUAUUCAUCUUCAUGAAGGAAAGGAAUGCCUGAGAAGACCUGAUUUAGAACUGUAGUGGUCACUUCAAGAUGCCUCAAAGGGAAAAUACUCAUCUGCAAGUCUCAUCUUCCAACACUGUCUGCAUUCUUUCAACCAAAGAAAAAUCUUUUUUGAGAAAGAUGACUUGUGAAAUCUGUGAACAAAGCUGGCUUUACAAGGAUAGCGAAUGAAAGACAACAUAACAUGCCUUACAAUGAACGCUUAGCUUGAAGGGGUGACACUGUGCUCUUAAACUAAAACCCAGGCACUGUAAAAAUACAGACCCUGAACAGAAGGAAGGAUUAUAGAAACUGCAUCAGAAUGUUUAUUAAUCCCAGAAGAGUCAGGAAAUGGCAUUUUUUGCAGAUAUUUGCCACUUGCUUCAUACUGUGCCUCAUGAUUUUUUGGGAACCAUUUGAUAAUCACAUUGUGAGCCAUAUGAAGUCCUAUUCCUACAGAUACCUCAUAAAUAGCUACCAUUUUGUGAAUGACAGCCUGUCUAUCAACAGGGAUAACUUGGAGAGAGUGUCAAGCUACCAGUACUUGAUCAACCACAGCGAGAAAUGUCAGCAGCAAGAUGUCCUUCUCCUGUUGUUUGUGAAGAGUUCUCCUGAAAACCGUCAUCGGAGGGAUGCAAUUAGACAAACUUGGGGUAAUGAGAAGUAUGUUCGUUCUAAACUUAAUGCCAACAUCAAAACUCUUUUUGCUUUAGGACGACCAACAGAUCAUCUGCUGCAAAGAGAACUUCAGCUGGAAGACCAGAAAUACCAUGAUUUGAUUCAGCAAGACUUCUUGGAUACUUUUCACAAUCUUACUCUUAAAUUGCUUUUGCAGUUUAGCUGGGUCAAUGCCUACUGUCCUCAUUCCAGGUUCAUUAUGUCUGCAGAUGAUGAUAUAUUUAUCCAUAUGCCAAACCUUGUUGCUUAUCUCCAAAGUCUAGCACAAAUGGGUGUUCAAGAUCUCUGGAUUGGUCGUGUCCAUCGUGGAUCCCCUCCCGUAAGAGACAAGAGUAGCAAAUACUAUGUUCCACAUCAAAUGUACCCGUGGCCCUCUUACCCUGACUACACAGCAGGAGCUGCAUAUGUAAUAUCAAGUGAUGUAGCAGCUAAAGUAUAUGAGGCUUCAUUGACUCUCAAUACAAGUCUUUAUAUAGAUGAUGUUUUCAUGGGUCUCUGUGCCAAUAAAAUGGGAAUUGUACCACAAUAUCAUGUAUUUUUUUCUGGGGAAGGAAAGGCUCCAUAUCAUCCCUGCAUUUAUAAAAAAAUGAUGACAUCUCAUGGACAUGUAGAUGAUCUUCAUCAGCUCUGGAAGCAGGCUACAGAUCCCACAGUUAAAAAGUUUUCUUCGGGGAUUUGGGGUAGAAUAUACUGCAGACUAGUCAAUAUUGUGCUUCUCUGUAAACCAUACUAUGAGGACACGUAUCCUUGUUCAGCUGCAUUUUCUUAAUACUUGAAUAUCUGCGUUGAAGAUUCACUGAGCCAAAACAGAGCAACAACUUUUUAGCUGUUUAUUCAAAAUACAUGUAAACAUAGAAAGAGGUAAAAUUUAAAUGUGAAUAGUUGGGGGUGGGGGGAAUGAUGAUCCCAAAUUCUGUUCAGAAGCUCCUGUUGGAAUAACUUUCCUGUUGUACUGCAACUUUUUACAUUGUAGCCUGUUUUGGUGUUUUGUGUGCGUGGUUUUUUGUUUUGUUUUUCUUUACACUCUUUUAAGGGAUGCAAGUCUAGAUUAAAUGUUCCAUUAUGGACUUGACUUCUAGACUUUGAAAUGCUUGGUGGAUAUGUGUGUUGCUUUGAACUUGUUAGUAAGUCUUAAGGUGUUUGUUUUUUAAAGCUAUGUGAACUAAGGCACAUGGUAAAAAGAUCUGCUAUAUCAAAAUGGAGUAGACCUUUCAAAACACAAGGAAAAUAGGACUUGAUGAAUGAGACUAUUGCAGUAGUUUAAGGCAAUGUAAAUUGGUUACAAAUAUUGACCAUUUCUCAGUGCUUCAUAGAAAGUAAGUCUGGACCUCCACACUUGACAGUGAGUGCCAGAAGGGAAGACCUGCUACAAUCUUUUUCUCGAAGCUCCCUAAACCUUUGAAAUAGCAGAACAGUGUUUGAGUGCCCACUGACUUGGUUGUUUUAAAUAACAAAGGAGCUCUCUUCAGAUCAGGCCUGAACUUGAAAGGAGAAGACUUGAAUAUUACUCAUGUCACUGGUUUUGUUAAUCUCCCUCUGCCUUCUGAAAACUGAAGCAGUGUGUUUAAACGGUCCAGUCUUUAAUAAGAAAAUAAGCUUAAUGAGUUUUCUUUUAACAGUACUUCUGCUUUCCAGUAUUCAUAGUUCUAAAGGUGAAAAGCAAGCAAAAGUCCCCGAGAAUGUUACUUAUAGCUAAUUUGAAGCUGUUAAAGACUUUAGAAAAAACCCCCAAAUUUCAUGCUUGUACUAACAAAGAGGGGAGGGUAUUUUCUGCACAAGGCUUGACUUCAUGGUGAAGGGAUAGGGAGAUGGUGAUCCACAGAAACUCAGUAUGCAAAUCAAAAUUACUAAAAUAUUUCUCCUGAAGUCUUGGGCACAAGAUUCUUUAAAAUUUCAGGGUUGUUUAUGUCCACAAAACCUUGUAUCUUGGAUAUAUUUAAAUGUUAGUGUCACGUGCAAGAGGAAGAAGACACCUGUGCACUCUAAAUCAGGAUAAAUUGAGUGAUGCUCAACCUCCAGCUACUAUGAGUUGUACUGUGGUGCCAUAUGAAUAUCUGAGAGAACAAAAGUUCUAGGAUGUCUGUCUUUAGUACUGCUCUCUAACAGUGUUUUCACAGAUCCUCAGGACAGAUGUUCUAAUUGCUAAUUGCCAAACCUGUGGUGGCUCUGCAGAGAGUAGACACGCAGCCUCACAAAAGUACCAGUCAGAUAUUAUUUGUCAGCUGGAUUGAUGCUGAAACAAAUUCUAGCAUGGAUGUGUCAGAAAACUACUUCUGAAAGCUUGAAUGAGUCAAGUUUAUCAGUAAAGCAAUAACAAUGCAAAAGCUCACAAAUUAUUGAGCAUCUGUUGGAAAUGUGCCAAUUACAGGAGCAAUACCUCUUGCUUUCUAAGGCUGGCCUUUUUCUUCUGCCUGAAGUUUCUCACUGUGUGGAGCAGUGAGGUACUUGAUCUAUGUCUUUUGACUUUACUGUAGAACAGCUAUACAGGACUUUGCAGUUUUAAGCUACAAGUAGUAAACUCGUGUUUAAGUAAUUGCAGCUGCUCUUGGAGCUGUGCUGCAGGAGUUGAUGGUUUGAAUGGCUAAUGGGAUAUGUCAGCACAGCCAGAAUCUAGGAGUGAGCUUGCUGGUGUUCUGUAAGCUGCCGUUUCAGGUGGAUGGUAGGUACCUACUGGAAUUAAGUGAAAUCUCUAAGUUUGUACAAUUGGUUUUCCAGAAGGAAGAGUAAGUAUUCUAACUGGACCCAAACAUUGGGUAUAUAAAGAGCACACAAGUAAUUUCUCAGUGCCAGUAUGAGUGAAGAAUGCAACAGCUAUACUUUAGAAGGAACAAAUCCAGUUCUUGUUCUUAUCUGAACAGAUUGAUUACAGUACUGAGGAUUUGUGGUUUUUUGAAAGAAAAAAAUAAACAGAAGUCAGCUCUAGGUCUAUAAAACGUGUUGGCUUAUAGAGAAAUAACCACAUGUAGAGAAAAGUAGUAUUCUGUACCAAAAGAAAGCUGCUCCAUCAGAUCUCUGACCUGUUGUGAGCCAUUUAAAUCAAUAAGCUGCACAGCAAAACUGCACUGCUAGAAGAAGCCACCCUGUUCACUGUAGGGAAAAAGGGUGUUCAUAAGCAGUUUGCAACCAAAAUGUACUGGUAAUACUACAGUUUUUCCAGCAUCAUUAUGUGUUGGAAUUGUUUUCACUUAUACAAGCAAACAUAAAAUAAGUUUUAAGUAGUUUAAAUUUCUAUGGGGUAGUGACCUAGCUAACAUCUACAACACUGCUUAAAUGCAGUUUGUCAUUAGCUGGAAGUCACUUUUGACCAUUAAAGUACUUUAACAGCUGGUUUGAGUUUUGUUUAGAUUGUUUCUUAAUCUUUAAAAGGCGCUGAUAUUUGUUAGUGUGCAUUUUGUUCUGCUGCAGUGAAAAGAAGUUGCUAUUGAAUAAAAAGAAAAGCAUGAAGGCGCUCCUUUUGAAAAUGGAGAGGCUAGAAAAGUUCUUAUUUUCUGGUUCUAAAUGCUGUCUUAAGAUUUGUACACCUUUAUCUGAACCCAUCUUAAUAACAGUCUUGGUGCUCCAAUGCAGGGCUGACAGGUUUUACUUCUGCAAGUAAAACUGUAUCAGCCUGAAUGGUCACUCCUCAGUAAGAGUUUGAUGUUGUUGCACAGCAUAUUUAAUGCUAAAAUUGUUUUUACCUGUUUGUUUGGUUUGCAUUGUUUUCUCUUUGAUAUUACUAAUUUUUAUACAAAUUAUUCAAUAUUUAUUCUUAAACUUUGCUCUGUACCACAAGAAGACAAUUGUUUUGUAAAAAUUGUUUUGAAUAAACAGACUUAUUUCUUUUUAAAAAAAAAACCAAAACAACACAACAAA